Molecule: messenger RNA, 3338 nt
Organism: Nematolebias whitei (Rio pearlfish)
Lineage: Eukaryota; Metazoa; Chordata; Actinopteri; Cyprinodontiformes; Rivulidae
Product: neuronal tyrosine-phosphorylated phosphoinositide-3-kinase adapter 1
Exons: 7
Coding region: 109-3207 (1032 amino acids)
Biological process (GO): phosphatidylinositol 3-kinase/protein kinase B signal transduction; neuron projection morphogenesis
Source: RefSeq, a predicted model, not a curated record
GCCUCUUCCUCUACAUCUGCGCCCACCACAGGAGACCUAGACACCCAGCAGAGUUACUUCUUGCCUGUGGCAAGAAACCUCGGCUUUUCCUGAGUCCUCUCCUGUACCAUGAGCUCUGGCUCUGCCCAGGAUGUGGCAGUCGAGCAUUUCCUGCGUGACAUAGAGAGGCGAAGCAAGCGGCUACACUGCGCUGUGAUAGGCUGCGAGGAGGCGAGAUCCCGCAGCGACAUGAACCUGCUGUAUCGCAAGAGCCGUUUGGACUGGAGGCAGAGAGACCAAGAGGGAGGUAAAAAGAGUUCCACCCAGAACGACCCCUCAGCCACAGUUGGGAAAGUCAGAGACCUGGCUUCGUUCCGACGGCACUUCCGCAUGGGUUUCAUGACGAUGCCCGCCUCCCAGGACCUGUCUCCUCACACGUGUGCCUCGGCCAUGGCGCCACGCUCGCAGUCCUGCCACGCUGUCGGCGCGGGGGACGCCAGCCUCGAGAACGGAGAUUACUCUGACACUCAGUCCCAGCAUGGUGGCCGCUGCCCCCCAGCCAAACCCAAGCGUCAUCCAAGCACUCGCCUCAGCUCCUCAUCAGCUGACAACAGGGCACCUCCUGAGACCCCGACGCCCCCUCCAACCACUCACUCGCAGAGCAAGCACUCAGAGAAGAAAAAUGCCAUGAAGAAGUCCGACUCUGGGGAGAUCGGAGCAAAGAAGGUGCCUCCUUUAAAGCCCAAACGAAGUCCCAGCACCCAGCUCACCUUUGACUCUCUUCCUCCACGUGUGCCUCCUCCUGCCACAUCCAUGCCAUUCCAAGCUGCAGACUCUCAGAUCCAGGUAGGAGAUGGGGAGGAUGAGCCGGUCUACAUAGAAAUGGUGGGCCAAGUGUUCACCAGAGAGAGCCAGACAGCCACCCCCCAUCCAGUCACCCCCGUAGCCACCACGCCGGACUCUGACUCAGACCAGAGUGAGGCGAUCUAUGAGGAAAUGAAAUACCCACAUCAGGAGGACAGAGAGUCCCACAGACAUCUCCCUCCUAAACAUGAGAAACUGAAAGGCUCUAAACACUACCAUGUUACUCCUUCCUCCUCCAGCAGUUCCUCCUCUUUGCCGCGCCCCUCCUCUUCUUCUCCUUCUUACUCCAAACCUAAAGCUACAGUCUCCAUCUCCCACUCAUCUCCUCUGCCUUCCUCUGCCUCCUCAACGCCAGUACCACAGGUCCUCUCCACCAGUCCCCACACCCCACGAGCUCCAACUCCUUAUCUGCUCCAGGGGAGUAAAUGUGAGGGGGAGUCGAGCACGAAGAUCCCAGCCCCCUUCCCCAACCUUCUGCAGCACCGGCCCCCGCUGCUUGCCUUUCCUCAGCCUGCAGCUGCCUCCAGUGGGGUCGGGGUGCAGAACAAGACUUCUUCUUCUGCUAAAACUCAAACGUCCAGCACAGCAACUCAAGCCACCACUUCCACCUCCUCCUCGUCAGCUUCGUCUAAUGUUCUCUCGUCAGGGUCCAAGGAGUCCUCUGGAGGAAGUUCCAGCCAGCAGGACAAACACAGCAGAGAUGCCCAGUUAGGCCCCGCUCCUGGACUAAGAGCCAGGAGUCACUCCACACCUCUACCUCCCUCCUCCAAAUCCACCUCCCCUUUUUCCCAUCACCAUCACCAUCCUCACCAUCGUCCUUCGCACUAUCACCACUAUCGCAAGCCGGACAGAGGGGACUCCCCCGCCCCAAUCAAGAGCAACUCCCAGACGUCCUGCCAGGCCACAGCCCAGACCCAGACCUCGAGCUCAGGCAAGGAGGGCAAGUCUGUCAGCUUCCUGCUUAAGUCUGAUAAAGGAGAGAGGGAUAAAGACAAGGACAGGGAUCGAGACAGGGAGAGGGACAGGACUAGAGACAAGGACAAGGAGCGAGACAGAGACAAAGAGAAGGACAAGGAUAGAGACAGAGAUAAGGACAGAGAACGAGAAAGAGAAAGAGAGCGAGAGCGAGAUCGGGAUGGAGGGCCACACUCUUUACCGAUUGACAGCACGACCACAUCGAGCAGCCAAAUGUCUCAAAGCAGUACCAGCUCAACCCCUACGCCACUGUCCUCAUCCCAGCGCCCUCAUUCCCGCCCACAUCUCCGCUCUCACACUCCCCACGGCCUGCCAGCCUACAAGCCUCCCUCCUCAGACAGCCCUCUGCUCUGGACCUACCCGUCUGGGGGCUUCCGGAGGCCCCCGGCAUACGAAAGCCUGAGAGGCAGCUCUCAAACACCAUCUCUGCAACAGCCUUUGAGUCUCACUGGUGUGGGUGAAGGGAUGUCCAAGAGCAGCGGAGGGGCCUUGUCACAGUCAAAAGUUGGGUUCAUGCCCUGGGACAGCAGUGGCAGUUUGGGUGCAGAUGAGGGGUCUUACUGGCCCAUGCAGAGGAAACUCUCCUUCAGCCAUGGGAGCAGAGACACAGAGAAAGAUGAAGGACGAUCCUGGAACGGCAGUGUCGACGCUCUGCUGAGGAUGGACAAGGAGGACCUCGGGAUUUGCUCUCGAGGAGGUCACUCGAGCAUCCCGGUUCACUUCAGUGGCGCCUCCAGCAGGGCCCUGGGUCACAGCGAGGCCUUGGCAGGUGUGGACAGCAGUGUUGGAUUCAGAGCUCUGCCCAGAGCAGGGUUGCCUCUUCCAUGCCAGACCUUUCCUGCCUGUCGCAACGGAGAAGUGGGGCGGCUGGGCCGCUCCUCCUCUGCUGCUGGAGUGAGACAGGUGGGUGUAGGAGACGUCCAGAGACAGAGCAGUCUACCAGCACGAGAAGCCCUGAAUCAGCUGCAAGGUCUGGGGCCAACCCAAGCCCCCUGCAGUCCCAGCGCUCCCAGCGUGUCUCGGCAGCAGCAGCAGCUUCAGCUCCACCAGCAGCAGCUGCAGUUAAAGCAGCAGCUCCAGCAGCUUCAGCAGCAGCACCACCUACAGCUGCAGUUCCAACAGCUGGCCCAGCUGGCACAGGGGCAGCCCCCUGCUGGCGGGGGUGCCACCGCCGCCCAGACCCAGAGAGAUGGCAAGCUGCUGGAGGUCAUCGAGCGCAAGCGCUGCCUGUGCAAAGAGAUCAAGGCUCACAGGCGGCCUGACAAAAGCCUGUGCAAACAGGACAGCAUGCCCAUCCUCCCAAGCUGGAGACGGACACCUGAGCCUCGAAAUUCUGGCACCCCACCUUGUCAGAGGCCGCAGGCCGUCGUGUGGGACACAGCUAUCUGAGGUGAAGGCCCAGACCCUUAUGACCAGACUAAAGUGGAAUAAAGAAGAGUAAGAUGGAGAUGAUGUUUUAUGGAGAUAACCAUGGAUGAAGAAGAAGAAACUGCUGUCGUUGUGUUUGAGACUGAUCAGAA